Messenger RNA from Brenthis ino (lesser marbled fritillary), 2241 nucleotides. Lineage: Eukaryota; Metazoa; Arthropoda; Insecta; Lepidoptera; Nymphalidae. The record is from the annotation of a GenBank genome assembly.
AUGGCGUCGGAAUACGCACGAGUCAUUCAAGGUUUGCCACAACUCACGGAAAAAACGAAUUAUGGAAAUUGGAAGUUCAGAGUAGAAUUACUGUUGGAGGAAAAGGGAGUAUUGUAUGUUUUGAAGGGUAUAAAAAGUGAAAAUUUUAAAAGGGAUGAUGCCAAGGCGCUGUCUAUUAUCGUGCAAUGCGUUGAAGAGAAGUACAUACAAAUAAUUAGAAAAGCAGAAUGUGCUAUCUCAAUGAUACAAUGUUUAGAUCAAUUCUUCGAAAGAAAAACCGUUUUCAGUAAACUAAAUUUAAGGAAAAAGUUAAUGCAACUUAAAUUUAAUUCAGGAAAAUUGCAGGAUCACUUCUUGGCAUUUGACAACAUAGUAAGUCAAAUAGAAAACAUGGAUGAAAGUGAGAAAAUCUGUCAUUUAUUGCUUGGCAUGCCACAAGACUAUGAAAAUGUAAUAACAGCGUUGGAAACAAUGAGUUGUGACAAAGAAUUAACCAUAGAAUUUAUAAAAACUCGUCUGCUGGACGCUGAAAUUAAAAUCAAAGAAAAAAUUGAAGAAACCAAGAAAGAAAUAAAAGAGAGUAAUGAUACAGAUAAUGCUGUUGAUUUUAGUGCACAAACCUGUUACAAGUGUGGCCGCAAAGGGCACAAAAAAUUUCAGUGCUUUUCUGGAGGAGGAAAGUAUAAUGGACGGCCAGAUAAUGGUAGAGGAAAUAAUUAUAGAGGUAGAGGAAAUAAUUAUAGAGGCAGAGGAAAUAACUACAGAGGUAAAGCAAAUCAUUAUGGUGAAAGAUAUCAGAAUGCAAAUGUAGGUGAGACACAAGGAUAUGAUGAACAAAGCCUAAACUAUGAUAUGCAUGCGAGUACAUAUGAAUGCAAAGCUAAUUUUAUAGAAGGUGAAGGAACUAUACAGUAUAUCAUUGAUUCAGGAGCAACAGAGAACCUGAUGCAAGAUAAAUUUAUGCAAUAUAUGACAAAAAUUGAAAAUUUAAAGUGUGAAAUUAAAAUUAAAAUAGCAAAUGGCUCUUAUUUAACUGCUACUAAAAAAGGAAGUUUAACAGCUCAUUGUCAAAGAGUUACAUUGAAUGUAGAAGCUUUAAUUGUACCUGGAUUAUGUAAUAAUUUGUUGUCUGUAAAACAAUUGAUGAAUAAAGGCUAUAUGUUAAUAUUCAAGGAUAAUACAUUAAAAAUAAUUAAAGGAGAAAAAACAUUUUAUGGUGAAAUAUCAGGAAAAUUAUGUACAUUAAAAAUGAAUAUAAAUAUUGGAGAAAUUUGCAAUAUAACAAAACAAGAGAAUUUAUGGCAUGAAAGAUUAGGACAUCCAAAUAGAAAAUAUCUAAGCAUUAUGAAGUUACCUUAUAGUAAAGAAGUGUGUAAUGCAUGUAUGAAAGGCAAGAGUACCCGUUUACCAUUUAAAACUGUGACUAAACCAAAAUCUUGUCAAAUUGGUGAACUUAUUCAUACAGAUAUUACAGGACCAGUACGAACUCCAACUAAAGAAGCUUGGAUGAUGAAUAUACCUAAAAAUGAUAAAUUUGAUGAUCGGGCUAGUGAAAUGAGAAUGGUUGGAUAUGCAAGAACAGGAUACAGAUUAUGGGAUCCGAAGAUGGAUAGAGUAUUCACCUCGAGAGAUGUAAGAUUCGAUGAAAGUGAUACAAGAUAUUGUGAAAAUGAAGAUAAAACAAACUAUUUUUAUAAAAGUCUAUACCAAGAUGAAGAAGAUACUAUAGAGGAAAAUAGAAAUAAACAGAAGCAAAAAGAAAUAGUAAAGACUAAUGAAAAUCAAGACACAAAUGAUAGAAGUGAAGAGCUAACUACAAAAAGUGGUAGAAAUAUAAAGAAACCAACCAAAUUAAAUGAUUAUGAGCUAUAUGAAGCAUACUGUUUUGUAAGUGAAGAAGACGAACCUAAAACAUAUGAAGAAGCAAUUGAAAAUGGAUGGGAUGAAGCAAUACAAACAGAAAUUAAAUCAUUAGAGAAAAUGAACACCUGGACUGAGACAAACAUACCAAAAGAUAAACAGAUAAUUGAUACUCGUUGGAUAUUUAAAAUUAAAGAUAAUGGUACAAAAAAAGCAAGAUUAGUCGCAAGAGGCUAUCAAUUAAAAGAAGAAAAUAACUUUGGAAAGCAUUAUGCACCAGUUGCUAGAUUAUCUACAGUUAGAACAGUGUUAGCAGAAGCAAUUCAAAAUGACUGGACAAUUAAACAAUUAGAUGUUCCAACAGCAUUUUUGAGGUAUACA